Lytechinus pictus (painted urchin) is the source of this 7149-nucleotide messenger RNA. RefSeq lists its product as uncharacterized. The coding region runs from base 344 to 1186 and encodes 280 amino acids. NCBI's taxonomy places the organism in Eukaryota, Metazoa, Echinodermata, Echinoidea, Temnopleuroida, Toxopneustidae. The transcript has 4 exons. The record is from RefSeq and is a predicted model, not a curated record.
GCGGGAGUGAAUGUUUUCAUUGCGAUGGGCAGCAGUAUCUUUGGCAGUGCUAUGUAUGCUCGCUGUAUUAUUUACUAAACAAAGAGCACCGAAACUGACUGGACAUGGAACUGUAGGAGCCUGUCGAAAGUACUGUGAAACUUGUUGCCGGUGAAUUUUAAGGCAACCCAUGCUAGGAAUGCAGAACACUUGACAGUGAUUCCUUUGUUGCAAUUUGUCCCUCACCUCCAGGUCUGAGAGACGAACAUGAAAUUUCAGAUUAUCCAUUCCGACGUUACGUUAGAAUAAUUUGCCCAGUUUUCAGCUGAGCUGACUUGGAAUCCCUUAUUUUGAAGUCAGAGUUAUGAUUCCUGAUCCUGUUUGGUCAUCGAGGGAUUUUAGCUUUGAUUCGGUCGAGACCUGUCCUAAUCUGCAACAGAAUUCAUCAUUGCUCAGGUUAAUGAUUCAAGAAGCCAUUCCACAACUAGAAAUAAUGCUCAGCCUAAGGUUUCUAACCUCGAAAUUCCGCGCACAGACACUGAAUGAAGUUCAGCCAUUUGAUCCUGUAUUGUGCAAGAUUUCAGGAGAAGAAAUUGAGAACACUGAUUCAGAGGAAGAGAAUCUAGAAGUAGAACAGUUGUUUAGAGAAAGAAGGCUUUGCAACGGAGCCAUGGGACAGGUUCCAGGACCUCUCCAUAAUCAGACCCCAUCACUUGCCACAAAACCAAGACCCUUGGAGGAUAGCUCGUCAGAGAACAUUCUGUUUUCAACAGCUGACAGAAAUAGUUCUGAAGAAGAACUUGCUUGUAUGGACAGACAAAUUUCUGAAAAGCGGAAGUGGUCACAGAUGAACCAGUGGAAUAGGAAUAGUGAUGUUUCCAGUUCUAGUGAUGAGGAAGUCAAAGAUCUUUUCACAAAGACUGCAUCCCCUUUGCAAUUCAGCACCUCACCUCCAAAGCAUCUUUGUAAACUCUCACCAAAGAGAAUAGAUAGUAAAACUCAUUUCAUGGCAAAUGUUGUUAGUCCAUCAUCAGGAGAUUCAUGCUCACCAAGGAAAAGACACAGACUUAGUCAUCAUGAUACACAAUUGCAGAGUGGUAGAAGGAUAGACUUUGAAAAAAUGCAACAGAAAAUGUUUACAAAGAGACACACACUCCACGGUCAUGGAUUAAAAUCAGCCAAACUAGUUCGUAUUAAGGUAGGUUGAAAUUGCAUAAUUUGAAUCCCACAUACAUUCCUUUUAUUAAUUGCCCAUUAUCUCAAUUAUGAAUGGAGUACAGUUGUAGGUGCUAAGAUGUGGCACAUUUCAUACAGCUUUCAAAACAAUCAAGAUUAUUGAUUCAUGCAGUAUUUUUGCCUACUAAAUGUUCUAUAUUAUUAUGACCAGGGGCCCGUAACACAAAGCUUAGCAAUGACCAUAGAACAUUUUUCUACGAUUGAUUCCAUUGACUACAAUGUACAAUCAAUCGUGAAAAUCGAGCGUACGAUUAAUCGCUAACCUUUGUGUUACGGGGCCCAGGAUGUCUAUACUCUAUAGUAGUAAACACAAUAGACCAACACACUGUUCCUGCUAAAUUUAGAUUUAAAUAAAUGUCCUACAAAUAGGCUUAUUUUUCCUUUAAAUUUCCAUUUUCAGUGCAUCCACUCAUUUCACUGUGACAUCAAUGAAAAUAACAACAAACCACGCCUACAUUAUAGUCCUGUCUCCCUUUCAGUGAUUUGAUAAUUUCCCUGGUAGUGGUAGGCCUACUAUACAUGUACAGGAAUAUACCUGCAUGAAUGUCACACCAGAUAGUAUUUCAUCACCAUUUAGCUAUUUCCUAAUUAACCUAAUUUAGUGGUUUAUAGUUUAAAUACUUAUAAAUCAGAGAGUGUAAAUAUAAAGAGAAAAGUUAUUUAAAUUUUGUGUUAACUUUAGAAAUGAAUGACAAAUGUGAAGGACUAUUGAAUUUGAUUCCUAAAACUUAUUUUAGGUCAAGUCUAAUAUUAAGUAUGGGGGGGGGGCAUGAUGAAGUCAGAAGAAAAAUACUCUCCCAGGUGCCUUGAACACAGGCUAGAAAUAGGUUGAGUGAUUUCUCCUAGAUCCCUCUUCUUUAGAUCUCAGCAAGAGAUUUCAAUUCUAUCUGCCAUGCCAGGGGCUUAAAGAUAUGAUUUACACACGGGUACACUACAUGCAUGGAGCUAUUACUCUAUGCUACAUGUAUUGCUGUAAAUAGGCUAUAUAGGCCUACUCUCCUUUUGUUAGGUGUGAGGAAUACAUUUGAGCUGAAGAGGUCAUUAAUUAAGCAUCUGGGGAAAUUACAUUAAGAAAAUAUGAUGAAUUUGUUAUUAGAUAGACAUGUAUAGUAAUGGCAAGCACUAAAGAGAGAGAGAAAGAGAUAAAGAGAGGAGUAAAACAAAGAGAUGGAGAGAGAUCAUAGAGAGAAUGAGAUAUUAAAAUGAAAAUUGCAUUUAAGUUGGCCCAGAGGCCUAGGCUUAUUUAUAAGCAAUAUCCAUCACAUCUCGACAGUGCAGUUUUUUAAACUUAGAAUAAUGAAUGAAAUAAUUUAUUACCCAUUUUCUUCAAUACAGAAUUUCUUUUUAUUUGUCCAAUAAAGACUUCAUUUCCCAGCUAGGUCUCACCAUCUAUUGUAUAACAUAUAAGUGUCCAUGUAUUGUAAUUGUGUGCCCUAGGUAACUCACAAUAGAUCCUUCAUAAGAUUUUACAUGAUUGCUCCAUUGCACAUGCAUCCAUCUGAAACCCCACAUUCCACAAGCUUGAGUGUAAACUGCGAUUCUGGUCCUUGACCUGAAAUAAGGUCAUUCAAGUGACCUUUGUAUGUUGAUUGGGGUAGUCCCUUGUCUUGUUUUGGAACUCCCAAUCCACCUCUUUUGGUCCCCAUCAACUAUGAAAUCAUAUACCCCUCUAACAGAAUGCAGAUGCUAUCUUGCCCCAGGUAAUCCCACCAACUGGCAAACAAAGUAUUAAAGGCAAUGUGUGAGAUGACAUUUUAUAAUUCUCUUCCACUUUCCCUUCAAUUCACUUCUACCAGAGAUCUACCAGGGAUAUGCAUAUCCCUGCUUCUACUAUACUUUAAUUUGUGAGUGGAUAUAGAUAGUUUCGUCUGAAAUCUUAUUCUUUAGUUUUACUUUUGAUAUCAUUACUGAAUUUCUACUUUUCAUUUGCUUGAUUAUUUGAUUUUAGAAAGAAAAUAGAUAAUAAACGAUCUUGUUAUUUUCAUAUUGUAGGAACCAGGGGAAUAGGUUGGGUAUAAUAGGAGUUACAUAAACGUAUCUAUCUGGAGUAUAUCCAUUAGAAAGGAUUUAAAGUGACUACCCUUUAUUUGCUAACGAUUGUAAUAUCAGUUACAAAAAGGUAAGCUGUGCUAUCUAAUGUCUGAGAAAAACAAAACAACAGCAUUAAAAUAGGAAUUAGCCCUACUUCCUUAAUUAUUACUGACCCAGACCUAGUUUUUGUCGACUACUAUUCAGUUACAGCAUUAAUUGGUAACAGCUGACUCACAGGAUUAAGAUUAGUUUUGGUGAAUCGUUGUUACAUUCUGUUCGCUCACUGCAAAUUGAUUUACUAGUAAUGUGAUACAUCAACUCCAACUUGCACACAGUUUCAUGGUAUCUUUGUUUGAUAUGAUAUGAUUGGACACAAUGUACACAAGAUAGCACGCAAUGAUCAUAAAUACCAUGGAUCCAUAUAGAUCUCUUGCCAGUCACAAACAAAGAAUAAGCUUCAAAGUUUCAUGAAGGGAGAGAGACCACUGCAGCUGCCGCCCACAUGCUAUGAUACAUAUUGCCUAAUGAGAAUGUCCAUCCACGUCUAUGUCUACUAUGCACGCAAUUCAUUGGCUGGAAGUCAACUUUGACCUCGUCGUGGAGUCGUGUACCAAUUUUCUACAUUUCGUAUGAAUCAAGCUUGUCUAUUAAUUUCAUACAUCAUUUAAUACUUUCAUCACCACAAAUAUGCAAACUUCAUGGUAUGAAUUUGUAUGACAUUCUCCUUUUCAAUUGCUCGCAGUUGGACCCAGUCCCCUUGAUAACCAUUUUUCAGAAAAUUACUAUUUCACUCACUCAUUUACUCUACAUAAGCCUAUUUGCUAAUAUCCAUGAUAUCAGUGAUCCAUAGCCCAUCCCGACAUCAUGUGUAGUUGAGCUUGGCUUCAUGGUUUAGCAAGCCCUGAUCGUUGUGGUUUGAGCAUGGAGCUCCAGGGUUUGAGUCCAAUGAAUGAUGUUGCGGACUUUAAAAAUUGGGUUGAUUUUUAGUUAGCAAGUUCUGUGUGAAGGGAUUGAACUUAAUUUUGACAUGAUAUUUAUCAGGUAUAACUAUUUGGGAGAGUUUUUUUUUAUUUGCAAAGAUGCACCUAAACCCCGAGUUCUAUUUUCAAUGGCAUUCAGGGAUUCCAAGUAAUAAUGAUUUAAUGAUGUUUAUUUGGUUGGAAAGGCCAUCAGAAGAGAGGGGGCAGGAUUUUAUGACAACAUCAAGUUCAGUUCACAUUGGUUGACAACAUUAAAUAACAUGCUUCUGAAUGGAAUGGAUACAACAUGGUACAUGUACAAGGGAUAAUCAUUUUGCCAUUUGUUCGACCUGCUGUGUCCAAUACAUGUUUUUUUUAAAUAGCAAAAUGAUACUAAACCUUUCGUGUAUAACAAAAUCUCUUUUUUCCAAGUUGUUGGUUCUUUUUUUUGUACAGUAGUGAGGACUAUGGGAACAUAAUAUUCAAAGUGUGAACAUUGCCAUUAGAAGGAAAGUCCUUGGCAUUCAGGAAAGUGGAAUAGUAGAGAUAGCUUGUUGUGUCAAUCACUCCCUAGGGUGUGAACAAUCCUCAUGGUAUGGCUAGAGGUGUUUCAAAGACAAGACUGUGAUAUCAAAUACUCUUCAAUAAUCUUUUAAAAUCAUUUGUUUCUCUUUCAUUUUCCUUUCUACAUUGGUUUAUUAUUAUUGAAAUUCCCAUGGGUGGAAAGAAUUAACUUCAAGGAGGAUUCAUCACAUAAAAAAAAUUCUUCUAGAAUCCAUGGUUAUACUCAUGAAUUAUACUAUUUAUUCAGUACUGCAAGUUCAAAGGAACUGGUGAAACCUUGAUGUUCUAUGCACAACAUUGACAUUGGAUGUGUGCCAAUUAAUGCUUUGAUAUCAUGUUUUGUUGAAAUUUAAUGAAUGUUCAAAGUACUCUAUCAAGUAAAUAAUAGAUAUAGAGUCAAAAGGAAUGAGUGGGCAUUUACUUGAAAGCUUUCUGUCAUAAUUUGUCAGAAAUCAAUCAUUUGAAGCUAGCUCUGAAACUUGAGAGUUGGGAUAUCAUUUAUUUAUAAUAUGGUUGAUCAAAGGCUAUGUCUUUAUUAUUGAAACUCUCAUCUGGCGGAGGUUAGUUUUGAUUAUGAUGGGCCAGGUCAGAUGUUUGUUAUCCUGCUCUAGAUGUGAUAUCAAUUAUCAUCACAAUAACACCUCUCCUCCUUGAAAAAAUAUUUUUGUCAUUUGGAGUGAAUAUGCAUCAGUGCCUUGCUCUAGUACACAGUAUCUUUAUCACAUGGUAGAUGAAUUGGACAGCAGCAGCUCUGAAAAUCCAAACAACUCUAGUGCUGAUGAAAUAUUUAUCAAUUUGGUCUGGUAUGUGUGUAUGGGAGCUGUCACGUCAAGUAUAUACAAAACUUCAAAAUUAAAGAAAUCCCAGAUCUUGAAAUGACACCGGGAGGCAGAUCAUUGUAACAAACUCAAAUCAGUGUUCCGGGAUGAUGUUGUUAUUCACAUGCUCAAGCAUCUUCUUCAAUUUCAUCUGACAGGGCUUUACAUAAACUGGGAUAGCCUGUUUCACAGUCUGUCUUGUCAUUAAAAAAUUGAUGCAAAUAUUCUAUUCUUGCUAAUGCUGAGGUGUACAAACACAAAAUAACUACGUUUAUGAUGCAUUCAUUUAUGGGAAGAUGAUAUUAGGAUAACUUUGUGUGAUUAAGGAAAAUAGUUAAAUGAGAGGCAAAAUGAUGUAAAAGAAUAAAAUCUUGAGUACUGGAGCUGGCCAAUUGGCGGGAGGGCUGUGAACUAUCAGGCUUGACUUACUAUUAAUCAUCCCUGACAUGUUGACAACAAGAUGAGCACCUAAUGAUAUAUCCUCCUGCUCCCAAACAACAUGACUCCUUCAGAAGUUAUGUCUAAAUUCACAAAUACUAUUGCCAACCCCAUCAACUCACUCACUGCCCCAAAUUUGCCAGGCCCGCUCGGCCAAUUACAAGCGGUGUGGAAAGUGAUUGAUGAAGCCUAUAAUGUGUGAAUUGGUGCAAUGAUGAUGCAUGGGAAAUAGGACUAGAUAUCUAACUACUAUUUCUUGGGAAAGUCUUAGCCUUUUUUUUUACUUCCAAUACAAAGGUGAUGUAGGUCAAGGUUAUGUGAUAUUCUAUAAUUAAAUUGCAAACAUAUAGGAUUUAUAACCAGCGGGUCAUGACACGCUGCCCGACCCGGAAGAUCUGGCGCACCAUCGCCUGGCGACCCGGUUGGGUGAUGCAAAGGUGCAACUUGUGCAUACGUGCUCUUUCACUUGCUUUGAUUCCUUUUUACGCGAGUUAGGAUAUAUAUUGAUGUACAUGUAUAUUUUGGUGAUCAGAAAGCAAUUUCAAAUAUGAUAAACACAAUGCAUCGUACAACUUACAUUAAUUUUGUGAAAAGUCACUGAAAACUGUGUUUUAAAAGGAAAAGGUUGAUCUUCAUGCUGGGCUUGAACGGUUAAAAUGACGUCACUCAUGUGCACGUCGUCUAUGAUUUUGGAGAACCGCAAAAUGGAUGUGGCGAGGUUCUCGAUUUUGAUAGUGGACGUGUGUGAGGACCUGAGGCAUAUGGCAGGCCAGUCCUCUAUGUCGACGUACGUUUCUAAAAGUGCUCAUUAUAUCCUUGUUAAAACCACUCGGCAUGAUGUCAUAUUUUCUUGAUAAAUAGUUUGAUCAGGGAACUGAUGCAGUCAUGUACACAUUCUUUACCAUUCACCCCUAAAAUAUAAAGCAGUACUACCAAACAAUUGGUGAAUCUCCCCUUUCUCCAGUUGGAGUUAUAUUACUUGUAUGACAAUUCUGAGCAAUUCUUUCACAGAUUUACUUUAUCUAGGGGCCCAUGUAACCAUGACAACUAAUUACACUGGACACAAUAGCUCCAUAUUGAUGAUGAAUAAUGUCAUUGUCCUAUUAUUGUUUACCCACUUUCCA